Messenger RNA from Prorocentrum cordatum, 317 nucleotides. The record is from the annotation of a GenBank genome assembly. NCBI's taxonomy places the organism in Eukaryota, Dinophyceae, Prorocentrales, Prorocentraceae.
GCUCCUCGGCGAGCGCCGCCCGGCGGACGGGCUCGAGAGACCGGCCGCUCGCGGCGGCGUGCGGGGGGCGCGCGGGGCCGGCCCGGGCACCGCGGCGGCGGCGUGGGGCGCGGCUGGGCUCCUGGCGCAGGGCGGGGCACACCACGCUCCUGGACCUCCCCAACGGCCUCCGCGGCAGUGAGGACUCCAUCGGCGCCCUCGUGUCCCAGGCGGGCGAGGACCAGGCAGCGGUGCAAGGCGGCGGUCGCCUGCUCCGUGCCGCCCGAGCUGGAGUCGGAGUCGCCGCUCCUGCGGAGGGCUGCGGAGUCCCCAGCUGA